AUGGAAUCCUCCAAGCAGCCCGUGAAGUUGGUCAAGGUGACCCGUGUCCUCGGCCGUACCGGUUCGCGCGGUGGUGUUACCCAGGUCCGCGUUGAGUUCAUGGACGACCAGAGCCGCAGCAUCAUCCGGAACGUCAAGGGUCCCGUCCGUGAGGAUGACAUCCUGUGCCUGCUCGAGUCUGAGCGUUCUCUACCACUGCAGGUGGUCACGAUCCUUGCAUACGUAAACAUGCUGGCGGCGCCUAAACCGCCCCAGGGCCAUUUCAACAUGCUGUACUUCGCGGCAGCCACGUCGUAUACGCACAAGGACUAUGAGGCGCUGCCGGCACCUCUGCCGCUUUCACAUCUGUUCGCAGCGCUAGAGGCGCGGUACAGUGGCAUUAGGGCAGACGUGCUGGACGCAAGUCUGGUGACGAUCAACCUGGAAUAUGUUGAUGUGCCCGGCGAGGACAAUGGCAGUGGUGAAUCCGUCAUAAUUCAGGAAGGCGACGAAGUUGCCAUUAUCCCACCAGUGAGCUCGGGCUGA
Molecule: messenger RNA, 525 nt
Organism: Grosmannia clavigera kw1407
Lineage: Eukaryota; Fungi; Ascomycota; Sordariomycetes; Ophiostomatales; Ophiostomataceae
Product: ribosomal protein s28e
Exons: 3
Coding region: 1-525 (174 amino acids)
Biological process (GO): Mo-molybdopterin cofactor biosynthetic process; ribosomal small subunit assembly; maturation of SSU-rRNA
Cellular component (GO): cytosol; cytosolic small ribosomal subunit; ribosome
Molecular function (GO): structural constituent of ribosome
Source: RefSeq, a predicted model, not a curated record